ACAACUGUUAUUUUGUUUUGUUUUUGUUUUUUUGUUUUUCAGUUCAACUGCACUUGUCAAUAGACGCAGUACAAAAUGCACAGUAUAAAGCACUAACUCAGCACUGGACCCAACAGGUUCUUCACCUCUGUCGCGACUCUUGAGUAAAAAGAGCCCUAAUGUUUACAAAUUGGGAUUGAUCCCCACCUUCUCCCUCAACUCUCAGGCCUGAUUACUCUCACCCAUGUUCAGUAUUUUGUAAUUCAUCUAUAUUCCAUCUUGUGGAAUUAAAAAUACUUGGCUUAGAGCUGAAAGGUUACCAGUGGAUAACGCUCCAGCAGCAGUUGUAGCUGUUAGCAAAUAUUUUUGCACAGGAGGCUUAAGCGCUGUGGCUGCAAAACUGUCAGUCAUGAGUACCGGGGAGAUACAUCAUCUUGACUAUCUAAAUGAAAAUGAACUGAUGGAGAUGGAUACCUUCAUCCACCGCAUUGACUCUACAGAGGUGAUCUACCAGCCACGGAGGAAGAGGGCAAAGCUGAUAGGAAAGUACUUGAUGGGGGAUCUGCUGGGGGAGGGAUCUUAUGGCAAAGUAAAAGAGAUGCUGGACUCAGAGACACUUUGUCGCAGGGCUGUCAAGAUACUGAAGAAGAAGAAGCUGCGGAGGAUUCCUAACGGAGAAGCCAAUGUGAAAAAGGAGAUUCAGCUGCUAAGAAGACUCCAACACAAGAAUGUGAUUCAGUUGGUGGACGUGCUCUACAACGAAGAGAAGCAGAAAAUGUAUAUGGUGAUGGAGUAUUGCGUUUGUGGGAUGCAAGAAAUGCUGGACAGCGUUCCUGAGAAAAGGUUUCCAGUAUUUCAAGCUCACGGGUACUUUUGCCAACUCUUAGAUGGCCUUGAAUAUUUGCACAGCCAGGGAAUAGUUCACAAAGACAUUAAACCAGGGAAUCUGCUGCUGACCACAGACGGGGCUCUUAAAAUCUCCGACCUGGGAGUAGCAGAGGCCCUUCACCCAUUUGCAGAGGAUGACACAUGUCGCACCAGUCAGGGCUCUCCGGCCUUUCAGCCUCCAGAGAUUGCCAACGGACUGGACACCUUUUCAGGGUUUAAAGUGGACAUUUGGUCUGCUGGAGUAACACUAUACAACAUUACAACAAGCCUGUAUCCGUUCGAGGGGGACAACAUCUAUAAGCUAUUUGAGAACAUUGGAAAAGGAGACUACACUAUUCCUGAGGAGUGUGGACCCCUCCUGUCGGACCUGCUGCGAGGAAUGCUUGAGUAUGACCCUGCGAAGAGGUUUUCCAUACAGAACAUAAGACAACACAACUGGGUGCGUAAGAAACACCCACCAUCUGAGCCCCCUGUGCCCAUCCCUGCCAGCGCAGAGAGCAGGGACCCUUGGCGGAGUAUGACGGUGGUGCCCUACCUGGAGGACCUGCAUGGCUACACCGAGGAGGAUGAUGACGAGCUCUACGAUGGAGAGGAUGAGAUCAUAUACACUCAGGACUUCACAGUGCCAGGACAAGUGGCCGAAGAAGAUCAGGAUCAGGGGAAUGCAGACCACAGUCCAGCUGUAGCCAAGCCAGUUUGUGUGAACGGGACAGAGGGGGGCUCCCUGAACAGCAAGGCCAAAGCCGAACGUCGAUCCUCCUCCUCAUCCAACCCUUCACGUAAAGGAGUCUCCACAGCCAGCAAGAUCCGCAAGCUCUCCACCUGCAAACAGCAAUGACCCCCCCACCAUGACCAUCCUCCCUCAGCAACAGCCCACCUGGUUGAUCUGACCCCGUCCUUCUGUGUCUGGAGUCCUCACGGUUGUUAAAGAAACCUGCUGAAGUUAAUACUCCCCCACCCCACCCCUAAUCUCCCCCCCCCCC
This is a messenger RNA of Scomber japonicus (chub mackerel), 1850 nucleotides long. It is a transcript of the gene stk11, whose product is annotated as serine/threonine kinase 11. Gene Ontology annotation, cellular component: cytoplasm. Gene Ontology annotation, biological process: establishment of cell polarity; intracellular signal transduction; glucose homeostasis. NCBI's taxonomy places the organism in Eukaryota, Metazoa, Chordata, Actinopteri, Scombriformes, Scombridae. The transcript is spliced from 10 exons. The record is from RefSeq and is a predicted model, not a curated record. Gene Ontology annotation, molecular function: protein kinase activator activity; protein serine/threonine kinase activity; ATP binding. The coding region runs from base 389 to 1705 and encodes 438 amino acids.